AUGAGGUGUUGUGGUACAUAUACAUUACUUCUCCUUCUUGCUAUUUUUCAGACCAUUGCAUUUAUCUUAAUAGUGGUUGCCACUCCUCCUGAUGUAUUCCGCUCUUGGGAUUCAAAUGUCUGCUACAGUUUAUUUGGAGAAAAGAAGAGCUGUGGUAGAUAUGGUGGAUCUGUCAAGAGUUCUUCAUGGGGAUGUGAACGACGGGAGUCUACAAUGAAUGCUGCCGCUGCCUUUGCCAUUAUAAGUAUUGCCUUUUCUUUGAUUGCGACCAUAAUGGCCUUUCUUGCGUAUUUCCGUCUUUGUUUUGUCCGCCUGGGUUUAUUUAUCAUGACGCUUCUCACUGCCAUUACAUUGUUAAUAAGUUGGGCUUGUAUUGCGGAUGUUUAUCAUAAGCCAAUGUGUGGAAGUUCAGCCGGUUUGAAAUCCACGUACAGCUACGGCCCAGCAUUUGGGUUAAUUGUGUUUACUUGGGUUUUGGAGGUGUUUCUGUUCAUAUUGGCUGUGAUUGUAACCUUUUAA
Molecule: messenger RNA, 519 nt
Organism: Trypanosoma theileri
Lineage: Eukaryota; Euglenozoa; Kinetoplastea; Trypanosomatida; Trypanosomatidae
Product: amastin-like surface protein-like protein
Exons: 1
Coding region: 1-519 (172 amino acids)
Source: RefSeq, a predicted model, not a curated record